CUAAGAUUGAAAAAGCUGUAAUAACGGCGGUUUUCUCGUGCCAUUGCCACCAAAGUCUUGCGAUACUCUUGUGCCUACCCGCUCACAAAUUAUAAUGCAUACCGGUACUGCAGCCAGUCUAAUCCUUCUUCUUGUGGCCCACAUUAUACCGGCCGCGUGUGAUUGCAUCAAUCCUAUUGUGCGACAAGAAUGGAGGACGCUUUCUAAACAGGAGCAGCUAGCGUAUAUCAAUGCAGUGAAGUGCUUGAAAUCACAGCCAGCUCAGCUUUCAAAGUCCUAUGAGGGUGUGCGCUCUCGUUUUGACGACUACCAAGUCACGCACAUGAAUAACACUGAUUAUAUCCACUGGGUUGUAAACUGGUCACUUGAUGUAAAUACCGAGGCGGAAUUUCUUAGCUCGCCCGUAUUUGACCCCGUUUAUGGGUUUGGAGGAAAUGGAGCUUACAUUAAUACUUCUUCAUGGACGAACGUGUCUAUACACAUUCCGGGCAAAACAGGCGGCGGUUGUAUAUCUACUGGUCCUUUUGCGAACUUGACUGUUAAUAUGGGACCUGGUCUAAACUUUACAUAUAAUCCCCGCUGCCUGACUCGCGACUUUAGCCCAUGGUUUGUGUCCCAAACACUAAAUUCCAGUGUAGUAAACUGGGCUCUCAAGGCACCCAACUUCUACGAGUUCGAUAGACGCGUUGAGGGUGGCGUAACAGUAGCCGAUGCAACAUACCACAGUGGUGGACAUAAAGGCAUUGGCGGCGACAUUGGUGAGAUUAGUGACCUUUACUCCUCCCCUGGCGAACCUCUCUUCUACUUGCACCACUGUAAUGUAGAUCGGUUGUGGAACUUGUGGCAGCAUUUUGACUGGCUAAACCGAAAGUAUGAUAUCUCUGGACCAAAUACGUCAUACGCGUACCCUUAUGACUUUUUUGGUCCUAAACCCUACUAUAAUAUCACCCUCAACUAUCCGAUGGAUUUCCAGGGUCUCUUAACCACUAAAAGCCAGAUCCGGACAACUGGCGACGCGAUGGACAUCCAGGGUAAUGGACUAUGUUAUAAAUAUGCUUAACAUGACAUAUUAUCAGCGAUCUGUGAAGCUGGGUAGCCCAAAGGGCAACGAGCGCCUUUGUUCCGUUGCUCGGCUAUAAACCUAAUAGCGGGUCUUUGCAGUAUACAGCUUAGCUGUUUUACAGCAUUUUCCUUUAUGCAAAAACAAGGCUAUUUAUGUAAUUCUUCC
Trichoderma asperellum CBS 433.97 is the source of this 1228-nucleotide messenger RNA. The record is from RefSeq and is a predicted model, not a curated record. Lineage: Eukaryota; Fungi; Ascomycota; Sordariomycetes; Hypocreales; Hypocreaceae.